AUGUGGUUACAUGAUAAGUUUUCCGAUGCUGAAAAUCUAUUGAAAUAUAACCCAAAUUGGGUAUUAUAUACAAUUUCUGAACGAUAUGCUUACUUUACAUUAUUACCAAAACCAAUAUCAGAAUACAAUGUGAAAAAUGCACCUUUUAUUUUCGUAAAACUGUUUACUGAUGCUCGUCAAUUAGCUCGAAUGCCAAUCAAGGAUUUUUGCACGUUUGCAUGUCAUUCAUUGGCACCUAUAAAAGGAAAAGUAGUUUUUUUCACUAAUUGUCCUAGAAGUGGUUCUACACUGAUCACUCAAAUGGUUCAAGUUGGCCAGCAAGUUGUAACUAUUGCAGAACCUAUGACUUUCACGAAUCUAGCAGCUAUGUACUUGAACACAAAUUUUCCUAAAUUAGGAAAGUGGUUAUUCGGAUAUCAAUAUGAAAAAUGUACCACUGAUAAAGUUAAACCACAAGGCUUAUUAGAAUCAACAAUGGUUAUUUUUGGCGCUCCUUAUUCUUUUUUUCUGAAAAAUAGACAUUAUUAUGCUCUUCCUGAAGUAACAUAUGAAAAUUUAGUUUCAAAACCAGAAGACACUCUUAGUGCAGUUUUUGAUGUCUGCGGUAUUUCAAAAUUACUUAUUUCAGAAGCAGUGACUGCAUUGAAUAGAGAUUCACAAGCCGGCACUAUAUUAAGUAGAGAUAAAAUGGCACAAGUGAAAAAUCUUGAACUGACCACAUUAGAUCGAAAAAAACUAAAUGAAUUAGUGAAAAAAAUGGAAUUACCUGAAUCUGUAUUUCAUUUCUAA
Rotaria sordida is the source of this 789-nucleotide messenger RNA. The record is from the annotation of a GenBank genome assembly. Lineage: Eukaryota; Metazoa; Rotifera; Eurotatoria; Philodinida; Philodinidae.